AUGGUAUCCCCCUCCCUCCAGUUCCAGGACACAGAAAACCGCUGUCUCAGUGGGAUCCACACAUUGAGCCAUGUGGCAAGUUUGACUUGCCCCAGGAAAGGCUCCAGGAGGCAGGUACCAUCGUAUCCGGGGAGCUUCAGGGUGGACCUUGUGGAGGUAAUCGUUGAAGCCCUUUGGUCUGCCCAUCCUCCCAUGGCCAUGGGGUCUUGGGUUUCCGCAGUGUGGGUCGCGACGGAGGAGGCUGAUGCACUCUGGCACGUCCCCCGGGUUCUGGAGCCCGGUUCCGGAGGAUGGAAGAUUCCCGAGACGGUCGUUCCACAGUAUCGCUGCUCCGGGAAGAAACCAGGCUGGUUAAACGGUCCCCAUCCCAACGUGGGAGAGGGGGAGGUGACCAGGACCGUCUGCUUCAGCAAGGAUGAAAAACCCUGUGAGAAGAACCAGGAGAUCAGGGUGAAAAACUGCUCUGGUUAUUUUGUGUAUCGGCUGUGGCCGACACCCGGGAAUGAUGCUGUGUACUGUACAGAUCCCCGGUCAGACACAACUUGUGAACCCCAGGGAGCAGCGACGGGUGAACCUAGUUUGAGUUUGACCAUCACCCCGGAAGGAUCUGUGAGCUCAGACUUCCAGUCAUCCACAACUCCAGAGCCCCCAGGAUCAGAGACAAGUGAGCCGAGUCUGGGUUUGACCAACCCCCCAGCAGGGUCUGCGAGCUCCGGUACAGAUUCCCAGUCGGACACAACUCCAGAAUCCUCAGGAUCAGAGACGAGUGAGCUGAGUCUGGAUUUGACCACCAGCCCAGCAGGGUCUGUGAGCUCAGGCCUGGAGACUUCAACACUGGAACAGUCUACAGGAUUGUCUACUGGAGAACACACCCAGGAACUGUCCUCUGUCCCAGCUGGAGACACAUCCUCAGUCACAGACUCCACACUCGGUGAUCCGUGUGUGACCCACACCGUCCUGGAUCAGCCCUGGAGGAGCACGGAUUGUUCCAACACUGAGUGUACCGGUGGACAAUGGAUGGGUGAUGGAAAUCUUACAGUGGGAUGGUACAGAUUUAACAGUUCCGGAGGAUGGAAGAUUCCGGAGACGGUCGUUCCCCAGGAUCACUGCUCCGGGGAGAAACCAGGCUGGUUAAACGGUCCCCAUCCCAACGUGGGAGAGGGGGAGGUGACCAGGACCGUCUGCUUCACUGUGGGUGAAAACACCUGUCCCUGGAGACGGGAGAUCAGGGUGAAAAACUGCUCCGGUUACUUUGUGUAUCGGUUGUGGCCGACUCCCUGGAGUACCGCUGUGUACUGUACAGGUAGGUCACCGUUCCCCAGAGACACAGCAGUGUGGUAG
This is a messenger RNA of Hypanus sabinus (Atlantic stingray), 1341 nucleotides long. Its product is annotated as uromodulin-like. The transcript has 9 exons. The record is from RefSeq and is a predicted model, not a curated record. The coding region runs from base 1 to 1341 and encodes 446 amino acids. NCBI's taxonomy places the organism in Eukaryota, Metazoa, Chordata, Chondrichthyes, Myliobatiformes, Dasyatidae.